Molecule: messenger RNA, 6775 nt
Organism: Pungitius pungitius (ninespine stickleback)
Lineage: Eukaryota; Metazoa; Chordata; Actinopteri; Perciformes; Gasterosteidae
Product: putative nuclease HARBI1
Exons: 4
Coding region: 5363-6199 (278 amino acids)
Source: RefSeq, a predicted model, not a curated record
AAUAUGCGUUCUUGUGUGGACUUUUGUUCUCGUGGACUCGUGAAACGUCAUCAGUCUCAGCCCGAGUACUGUUCCAAUUCUCAAGUCCGCAUCUGGCCGAGAACGGUCAUAAUACCCGGAUGUGGCUCGCCCCGCCCAUUUUACCGGGCAUGCAUCGAAGCAGGCUCGUCUGUUCUUGUGAGAGACAUAUAUCCCAGAAUGCAUUUCACCUCAGCAACAGGCAACAACGACAGAGGAAAAUAAACACAACUUUAUGUCGAAGUUUAUAAAUACUACUUUUUUUAAGUAACUUAAUGUAAUUUUCUGACUGAAUAGUAAAAUGUUUAAGUCAAAAACUAAAAUAAAAACGUAUUAGCAAGACCAGCUGACGUGGUGACGUCAUCAAGUCAGCUGCUGUUCCAACUGCGGAAAUGACCGUUCUCCGUUCUCCCGAACCUGCGAGUUAGGACUCCCGAGUCUGUCUCCCGAGUCUAUUCUCGCGGGAACGCGAGUCCGUUCUCGCCGUCUUAGGUAUUGAGAAACGGCCAAAGUGUAUACUUGUUGAGUGUGGGUGACUUAAAUCGAGUAGGAAGUGGGGUUGGAUAGUAUCGGCUGACGGCCUGUAUAGGUACUAUCUCACACCCACAGCCUCUGAUUGAAUUAAAAAAUACUUAAAUGGAGCUGCUUCAUGGGCGACAGGAGGAGGAUAGUAUGGAUUACAGUGGAAUGGAGGAGAGUGGAAGUGAUGGGAGGAGGGAAAGUGAUUGGGAAGAGGUAGGGAAAGUGCGUAGGGAAAAGGAGGUCGUAAAAGAAAGAAAAAAGAUUGUGCUAGUUCAAAUGGGACGGGAAGUGAAGAAGAUAAAAGGAAAGCUCCUAAAGCAGGAAUGCUUAAUGUAGUGGUACGACUUGAGGGAGAAGGAGUUAAAAAAAUGGACCCACUUAAGUUAACUAAGAUAAUAAGAGAAAAAGUAGGAGAGGUGAAGUAUGCAAGGAUUCUGGGAGAUGGAAAUCUACUUGUAGGAUGUAAUAAUGAAGAGCAAAUGGAAAAAGCAAGGGAGUGAUUUAUGGAAUCCCACUUACUGUGAAUAUGAAAGAGUUGGUAGAGAAUCCGAAAUUGAAGAUAAGAUCAGUCAAAAGUGCAGUGCUGUGUUAGUUUGAAACAAAGGAUGUACCAAAAGAGGUAUACUAUGGAUUUAUGAGAUACAGCAUGAGGGAGUAUGUGCCUAAACCAUUGAGAUGCUAUAACUGUCAAGAAUUUGGGCACAUGGCUAAUGUCUGUAAAAGAUAAGAGAAGGUGUGCUAGAUGCACUGGGGAUCAUGAAUAUGGAAAGUGUGGAGAAGUAAGACCAAAGUGUUGUAACUGGGGGGGGGGGAUCAUAGUGUGGCAUUUUGGGGGAUGUGAAGUGAUGAAGAAAGAAGUACAACAGAUAAAAACACAAGGAAACAUUUCAUAUGCUGAAGCUGUUAAAAGAGUGGAAAAGGAAAAGAAGAAUCAGAGCGAAGAAGUUGAAAAAAGGGUAGUACGAGAAGAUCAUCAAGAAAAGAAGGAGAAAUGGGAAGAGAAGUAGAAAAUAGUGGCAUUCAUAGCAGGGGUGAUAAAUGCUACGGCUGAAGUUAAGUCUAAAACUGAAAGAAUUCAGAUUAUUGUUAAAGCAGCAAUAGACCAUUUAGAUACGGCAGGAUUAAUGUGGGAAGAAGUGAGGGAUGAACUUGGUGUACAGUCGAGUCAAGAGACAGCAUGGGUGGGCUAAUAAUUUUAGUAAUGUUAAUCCUACAUUGGAAUGCAAGAAGCUUGAUCGCAAAUGGGCAGGAUUUUAAGCAAUUUGUUGGGAGUAGAAGAGAAAAACCAGAUGUAAUAUGUGUCCAGGAAUCCUGGUUAAAGCCAAAUUUGGAGUUUAUAAUAUAUGGAUACAUAUCAGUUAGACAAGACAGGGAAAAUGGUGGUGGAGGGGGAUGUAUUACAUUUAUAAGGCAAGGGAUUCCGUAUAGGGUGUUAGGUAUAGGUAAGGAGCAAGAAUAUGUAGUAGUAGAAACGUGCGGGGAAAGGAAAAGAAUUGUAAUUAAUUAUUACAAUCCAUGUAGGAAAUUAAACUUAAUCAAAUUAGAGGAAAUAGAGGGACAAGAUAAUAAUAAUAUUGUAUGGUGUGGGGAUUUCAAUGCACAUAAUACAUUGUGGGGUAGUGAGAAAAUGGAUAGUAAUUGACAAGUAAUAGAAGAACUAUUGGACAAGAAAAACUUAGUGUGUUUAAAUGAUGGAAGUAAAAUGAGGAUAGAGGUCAAGACUGGGAAGGAAUCUGCACUGGAUCUAACAAUGGUAUCUAGUAAUAUGGCAGCGAUAUGUAAAUGGAGUGUUUAUAAAGAAGGAACAAAAGGUAGUGAUCACUAUCCAGUAAUGUGUGAAGUUAAUAUGGCAGUAUAGGAAAUAGAGGAGGAAGAUGGGUUUUUGAGAAGGCUGAUUGGGAAAAAUUCCAGGAGGAAGGUGACCGGUACCUGAACCAGAUUGAAUAUAAUGAUGAUAUAGAGACACUGGAAAGUAUAAUUAAAGAAGGUAUAAUAAGGGCAGCAAUGGAAACAAUUCCAAAAAGUAAAGGUAAUGUGAAGAGGAAAAUAAUACCAUGGUGGAAUGAGGAAUGUAAAGAAGCAGUUAGAAAUAGAAAUAAAACAUUUAAAGUAAUAAAAAGAACGCAUAAUGUUAUGCAUAUGAUUCAAUAUAAGUAUGCUCAGGCAAUAGUAAGGAAAAUAAUUAGACAUGCAAAAAGAACGCAUUGGAGGAAUUAUUGUAGUACAAUUGGGAGUACAACUCAGAUUGGAGAGGUGUGGACAAUGAUAAAGAAGAUGGGUGGUGAAAGAAGAGAAUGGAGUUACCCAGUUUUGAGUAGUGGAAAUGAAAUUGCAGUGACGAAUAAAGAAAAAGCUGAAAUGUUAGCAAAUACAUUUCCCGAGGUGCACAGCUCUAAUAAUAUGUCUGAGGAAGAGAAAAAACUAAAUCUGAAAAUGUAGAGGCACUUGCAGAGAUGGGAAAAGUAGAGGAUGAGCUAAAUGUAUUAUUUAAUAUGGGAGAACUAAAUAGGGCAAUGGCCAAAGCUGGGAAGACGGCGCCAGAAAAAGAUGACAUUUGUUAUAGCAUGUUGAAACGGUUAAGUGAAAAGGGGAAAGAAAAAUUGUUGAUGCUAUAUAACAAAGUGUGGGAGAAAGGUAAAUUACCAAAGAGCUGAAAGGAGGCAAUUAUUGUUCCGAUAAGGAAACCUGGGAAGCACGUUAGUAAACCAGCAAGCUAUAGGCCUAUUGCCCUGACUUCUCAUAGUUGUAAAUUAAUGGAAAGAAUGAUAAAUGAGAGGCUAAUGUAUAUUAUGGAAAAAGGGGGUAUGAUGACUGAAUGUCAAAGUUGGUUUAGAAAAGGUAGAAAUACUAUGGAUGCAAUACUGUGUUUAGAAGAUAACAUAAGAAAAGCCCAAGUAAACAGAGAGACAACAGUAGCAGUAUUUUUUCGAUGUAGAAAAAGCAUAUGACAUGUUAUGGAGAGAGAGAUUAAUGAUUAAAUUAUAUAAUAUGGGAAUUAGAGGAAAGCUUCUGAACUGGAUUAAGGAUUUCCUGGAAAGAAGAACAAUCCAGGUUAAGGGGAAGUAGGGGAAGACUUGUCAAGGGAGCAGGGUGUAGAAAAUGGAACACCUCAGGGGAGUGUUGUAAGUCCCACCUUGUUUUCAAUAAUGAUUAAUGACAUACUAUAUGUAGACAUACCAAUAGAUAUGGGAAGAUCGCUAUUCGCGGAUGACAGGGCAAUAUGGAAAAAAGGAAGAAAUAUCAAACAUAUAGUUAAAAAACUACAAGAAGGGGUCCAACAGGUUGAAAGUGGGGAACAAAGUGGGGUGUUGAAUUUUCUGUAGAGAAAACUAAAGUGAUGUUUUUUACAAGGAAGAAAAUCAAGGAAAAUAUAAAUGUUAAACUAUAUGGAAGUAAUUUAGAGAGAGGUAAAACAUUCCGUUUUAUAGGAGUACAAUUUGACACAAGGUUAACAUGGAAAGAGCAUAUUAAGAAUGUAGAAGAUAAGUGUAAGAAAGUAAUACAUAUAAUGAGAUGUUUAACAGAGAACAGAAUGGGGAGCAGAUUAUAACUCAUUGAAAUACAUACUGUAUAUGUGAGGUUAAUAAGACCAAGAAUGGAUUAUGGAAGUAUGGCGUAUGGAUCAGCGACCAAAACUUUACUUAGGAGGCUUGAUGUAAUACAGGCAAAAGCAUUGAGAUUAUGUUUAGGAGCAGUUAAGACAUCGCCAGUGUGUGCUCUACAGGUGGAAGCGGGAGAAAUGCCGUUGAGCAUAAGAACAAUUGAUGGUAAAUUAUUGGGUUAAUCUAAAAGGACAUGGAUAUAGUCAUCCAACUAAAAGAAUAUUACAAGAUAAUUGUGAAAGGGAGAGAGCACAAAAGUUCAGUUUUGGGUGGAUAGGGGAUCAAGCAGCUAGAGAAUUGGGAGUAUAUGAAAAGGAAUUCUGCUCAACUGUAAUAUGGCCUGAUACACCGGUAUGGAAGUUAGAAACAAUGACGGUUGAUUUUAAAUUAAAUCAAGUCAAAAAAGAAAGAAUAUUGAUUUGGUAGCGGAAUGUUAUAUAGAGGUUAAAUAUAAAGAAUAUGUUCAGAUCUAUACAGAUGGAUCAAAGGAUCCAGAAACAGGAAAGACCGGAUCUGCAGUUUACAUUUUUAAUCAAAGAGGUGAGAUAAGUAGACGAACCACAAAUGAUCUGAGUGUUUAUGCAGUUGAGUUAUAUGCUAUAUUGAUGGCACUAGAAUGGAUUGAGGAAAACAAAAUAAAAAAAGCUUUAAUUGGCAUUGAUUCAAUGUCAGCUCUAUACAGUCUCAUGACUGGGGUGUCUAAGAGUCAUCAGGAUUUAUUCUAUUCUAUAUAGACAAUAUAUACUAGAAUAAACUUAACACGGCACAGCACACCUGUGUAUAAGGCCAACCACGGCAAAUCACGGCACACACUGCAAACACCCCCCCUUCAGUUAACACCAUAGGUCAGGGUUUGCCCGGAGCACUGCCGGGGCCUGUUUCAGAAAGGAGGUUAAGUGAAAACUCUGAGUAUGUUAACCCUGAAAUGAGGGAAACUCUGAGUUUUCUGUUUCAGAAUGGGAGGUAUGUUAAACCUGAGAAAGCAGAGUAAGUCAAGCCUGUUUCAGAAAGAGAGGUAACUUAUAGUCAGUUACCAUGGCAACUUACUCUGUGAACCUAACCUGGUCGGGAGCAGGUUUUCUUCGGGAAACCCAGAGUUUAUUUCGUCUCCUCCCCUUUUUUAAAGAGGAAGUGGUAUUUAAUCACCUCAUUCAUUCUUUCGCUAUUCAUUCAUUGCGCACAUUUCAGUCACGCAGAGCGCAUCAAAUCAAGUGAAUGAAAUGGCAUGUCCUUUUAUGGACGAUCCUGUGGAUGAAGAGGCUGCAUUAAUCCGUAGGGAGUUGCAUUUACGUCGGGAGAGGAUUUUGAGACCCAGAGUGGAUUUUUUGUCAUAUCCAUAUUCAUUUUUAUUUGAGCGGUACCGUUUUUCUUUACAGUCAAUAAGAUACAUCCAUAAUCUCAUCCAUCCUUACAUCAGAAACAUCAGCCAUCGCGGCCGUGCUCUAACAUCCGAGCAGAUGCUUUGCGUUGCAUUACGUUUCUUUGCAAAUGGUAGUUUUCUGUAUAACAUUGGGGAUGCAGAACAUAUCAGUAAGGCUACUGUUUGCAGAGUUGUAAGGAAAGUGUGCCUCGCUCUUAAGCGCUUUCUCCGAAUUUUUGUGCUGUUUCCUGGGCACAAACCCGUGAGAGCCAUCAAAGAGGAGUUUCACAGGAUUGCAGGAUUUCCGAAUGUGGUUGGAUGCAUUGAUGGCACACAUAUUCCCAUCAUUGCACCUUCCGAAAAUGAAGCAGACUAUGUCAACAGGAGGUCCAUCCACAGUAUUAAUGUGCAGAUCAUAUGUGAUGCUGCACAUCUCAUUACAAAUGUGGAGGCCAAGUGGCCCGGUUCUGUUCAUGACUCACGAAUGUAUCGUGAGUCAACGCUGAGCAACAGACUGGAAACUGGAGAGAUUGAUGGCUUUCUGCUGGGAGAUAGGGGUUACCCAUGCCGACCAACACUAAUUACCCCUUACCCAGAACCUGAACCAGGCCCCCAGCGCCGCUUCAAUGUGGCACACUGCAGGACGAGAGCCCGGGUGGAGAUGACCAUAGGCCUGUUGAAAGCACGUUUCCAGUAGAGCUGCAACUAACGAUUAUUUUAAUAAUCGAUUCAUCUGUCGAUUAUUUGUUCGAUUAAUCGAUGAAUCGGAUAAAAAAAUAAAUGUAAAAACAUUAAUUUCCAACCCUUUAUUGAAAAAUAGAACUGACUGUGCACUUUCUAAAUAUGUUUUGCACUAACAGAUUGCUCCUUGAACAUCCCUAAGUAAGCAUAUAAAAUGGACUAACACAAAAAACAUACACACAUCGCAUGAUGUAUACUUUACAGCCGCCAAAUUAAAUAUAUUAGGCACAAAAUCAUGAAUCAUCGCCGUGGUGCUCCCGUGCCAGGCCAUGUCGCUUUUGCAUAUCUUACAAUCAGACAUGUCAACCCUCCCGAAUUUCAAAGCCCCUCCCGAAAAUCUCCCGGACCAACCUUUAUCCUGAUUUCCACCCGGACAACAAUAUUGCUGCACCACCCGUCACUGGGCGCGCUGUUUCAGACCGAACAAUAAUAAAGGUUACACCUUGAAGUCGAGCGCGGCGAUUAGAACGUAAAACUACUGGCGCUGCAAAGAAAACCGCAGCACCCCCCCCCCCCCGUUGCCCGCUAGGAC